UCUUAAUCCCUUUCCUUAAACAAAGAAUAAAUAAAUAAAUAAAACAAAAUAAGACAAAACUCACUCUCACUAACACUUAGAACAGAGUAAAUUAUAGACUCUCUCUCUGGGUGGAGCUCUCUGUUCUUGUAUUUUAGGGCUCAGGGAGGUGUUGAGUGAGCACGGCAGCAGCGGAUCUUUCUCCCCAGCUCCUCCAAUGGCUAGCGCUAACGCUCACAUUAGCAACGGCGACCACGAGCAGCCGCCGACGAAGCCGGCUGGGCUCACGGCCUCGGGGUCGUUCAGGGCUCGCAGGAAAACCAGCUCCUCCGCCGGAAUCUCCCGAGCCGGCUCCGAAGUCGAUGACAUCAUCACCCUAAUGCACGGCUCCGAUCCAGUCCGAGUUGAGCUCAACCGCCUCGAGAACGAUCUCCGAGAUAAAGAUAGGGAAUUGGGAGAUGCUGUUGGGGAAAUCAAGUCUUUGAGGAAUUCAGAGCGCCUUAAAGAGAAGGCGGUGGAAGAGUUGACAGAUGAACUAAACAGGGUGGAUGAAAAGCUGAAAGCAACUGAAGCCCUUCUGGAAAGCAAGAAUCUUGAGAUUAAGAAAAUAAAUGAUGAGAAAAAAGCAGCUUUGGCUGCACAAUUUGCAGCGGAAGCCACACUUCGAAGAGUUCAUGCUGCACAAAAAGAUGAUGAAAUGCCCCCCAUUGAAGCCAUCAUCGCUCCACUGGAAGCAGAGCUUAAGCUUGCUAGGCAGGAGGUAGCAAAGUUGCAGGAUGACAACAGAGCACUUGAUCGGCUUACUAAAUCCAAGGAGGCUGCUCUAGUUGAGGCCGAGAGAACUGUUCAGAUUGCUAUGGUAAAAGCAUCCUUGGUUGACGAUCUGCAAAACAAAAAUCAAGAGCUGAUGAAACAGAUUGAAAUAUGUCAGGAGGAGAACAAAAUCCUUGACAAAAUGCACCGGCAAAAGGUGGCUGAGGUUGAGAAGCUAACACAAACCGUUCGUGAGCUUGAGGAGGCUGUUUUAGCCGGUGGAGCUGCUGCCAAUGCUGUGCGUGAUUACCAGCGUAAAGUGCAGGAGAUGAAUGAGGAGAAAAAACUGUUGGAACGGGAGGUGGCUCGUGCAAAGGUCUCUGCAAAUAGGGUUGCCACUGUUGUUGCAAAUGAGUGGAAAGAUUCCAGUGACAAAGUGAUGCCCGUAAAACAAUGGCUUGAAGAAAGGAGAUUUUUUCAGGGAGAAAUGCAACAACUUCGAGACAAACUGGCAGUAGCUGAGCGUACUGCAAAGGCAGAAGCACAAUUAAAGGAAAAAUACCAACUAAGAUUCAAGGUUUUGGAGGAAAAGUUUAAAGCAACGAAUGGAAAAUCCCGCCCAUCCUCAGAUGCAAGAAUCAUCAGCAAUGGGCCUUCAAGGCGUCAGUCUCUUGGUGGAGCUGAGAACUUCUGUAGAGCGUCCUCUAAUGGCUAUCUAUCUAGGACAAAAUCAAAUUUACAAUCUGGUUUCAACCGUUCCAACACUGCUACUGCAAUAUUGAAACAAGCCAAGAGUUCAUCUAGAUCGUUUGAUGGUGGUAGUAGAUUGCUAGACAGAGAUAAGCUAGUACCAGAUGCAACUGGGAAAGAUAACACAAACAGUGCCAGUGAUCAGACUCAGAUGGAUGAGACAAUUGGUAGACAUGAGGAGAGGGCAAAUGGAUCUUUGGCUGAACAAUCCAGGACAGAGCAUGAAGAUUAUGUUUCUGGAGUGCUGUAUGAUAUGUUACAGAAAGAGGUCGUAUCUUUGAGGAAAGCUUGCCAUGAGAAAGAUCAAACCCUCAAGGACAAGGAUGAUGCAAUUGAGAUGUUGGCAAAGAAGGUGGAUACACUUAACAAAGCAAUGGAGGUUGAGGCCAAAAAGAUGCGGAGAGAAGUAGCUGCCAUGGAAAAAGAAGUCUCUGCUAUGCGUGUCACCAAGGAGCCUGAUCAGAGGGCACGGCGCUCAAGUGCUCCCCGAAGGGUUGUAAAUAGCUCUCAUACACUUUCUUCUAGGAAUGCACAUAAGUCUAGGUGAUUGACAUGGCCACAUGAAGGGCGCCACACCAAUUCUUCGGAUCUGCAAUCAAUAUAAUUGUACGGUUUUGUCUAUGAUUUUUUUGCUCGUCUCCAUCUAUUUAAGUUGUCUUGUCCAGGUAGGCAAUUUGUAAAGAACUGACUUGAGGUUUCUCAGGUCACCCUGCCGUGUAUAUUUCUUUUGUACUAAUAUUUCCCAAAAAUAUACCAACCGUGGGUGGCAUGAAAGUUAUGAAAGAGAUGUGGCUUGUUCGA
Molecule: messenger RNA, 2283 nt
Organism: Prunus mume (Japanese apricot)
Lineage: Eukaryota; Viridiplantae; Streptophyta; Magnoliopsida; Rosales; Rosaceae
Product: microtubule-associated protein 70-2-like
Biological process (GO): cytoskeleton organization
Molecular function (GO): microtubule binding
Source: RefSeq, a predicted model, not a curated record